Molecule: messenger RNA, 771 nt
Organism: Penicillium macrosclerotiorum
Lineage: Eukaryota; Fungi; Ascomycota; Eurotiomycetes; Eurotiales; Aspergillaceae
Product: periplasmic beta-glucosidase precursor
Exons: 2
Coding region: 1-771 (256 amino acids)
Biological process (GO): glucan catabolic process
Molecular function (GO): beta-glucosidase activity
Source: RefSeq, a predicted model, not a curated record
AUGGAAGAUCAAUUCCAGGGGAUACGCCUCGGCUUCGAGGAGACAAGUGCGGAGGCAGCCAGACUGGCGGAGAGCUGCGAGGCGGCCAUUGUUGUCGUGGGCCGCGACAGAGAGUGGGAGACUGAAGGUCAGGAUAUCCUCUCCUUUGAUUUACCUGGUGAGCAAGUGCGUCUGAUACGUGCUGUUGCUGCGGUAUGCCCCCGGACCAUCGUCCUUGUGCAGGCGGGGACUCCGGUAAACAUGGAGCCGUGGAUGCACGAGGUGUCCGCUAUCUUGUACACCUGGUAUCAAGGCCAGGAACUAGGCAACGCAGCUGCUGCGGUUCUGCUUGGCCGUCCCCUCUUCCCACUCGGCUUCGGUCUCUCCUAUAAUUCUUUCACGGUCUCGCCGGGCUCAAUCAAUACACAUGAGCUCAUCAAGGAUCUGUCAACCCCGUUGACUAUUACAGCUCAUGUAACCAACACAGGCGGGAGUAAGAUCCCUGGGCAGGAGACGGUUGUUGCAUGGUUUUCGCAGUCCGAUUCAACACGCCUGCAGCGCCCGAAGAAGCAGAUCUGCGGUUUUGCGAAGUCGCGCCCACUUCUUCCUAGUGAAACUAACGAUGUGGAGAUUGUAAUUGAUUUUUAUGCCUUUGGUAUGUUUGAGACAAAGAGAAAUAUCUGGAUUAUUGAUGCCAAUGCCGAAUUUGAGAUUCUGUUGGGGACAACGGCGGCGAAUGCGGUGCCUGUUUGGAAAGUUAGGGUGCCUCGCGAGAUUACUUGGAUCAAAUAG